Molecule: messenger RNA, 1564 nt
Organism: Camponotus floridanus (Florida carpenter ant)
Lineage: Eukaryota; Metazoa; Arthropoda; Insecta; Hymenoptera; Formicidae
Gene: Nagk
Product: N-acetyl-D-glucosamine kinase
Exons: 7
Coding region: 334-1521 (395 amino acids)
Molecular function (GO): N-acetylglucosamine kinase activity
Source: RefSeq, a predicted model, not a curated record
GGAAGAAAUUGCCAAAGCAGUGACAAGGACAACGUCGCGCGGUGCGGUCGAUAUUUCUCUUACUCCGUCGAUCGGCAAUUAUUGCUGCCGAUCUCUUGUCACAGCUGGACUCACAUACUCCGUUCGGAGAGAUAAUUUCUCUCACGGAAUUUUUGCAAAUCGCGUGAAAAUAUUUUUCAUCAUCGGCACAAACUCCGAACACUAAAAUUUUCAAUCCGUAUCUACGGCGCCUUAGAAAGAACGGGAAUUUUAUUCUGCCGAAUCCUUACAAAACAUCCAGAAAUAGUUUCAAAGUUCUUGCCGAACGGAUUUGACAAAAAACGAUUUUGAAAAAUGGCAGGAAAAAGGAAAACUAAGAAGACGAAGAAGCAGAAGAAGAUCAUAGACGAAUAUCAAUUACGCAGAGAUCUAAGAGAACAGAUGAAGAUGAUGGAAACCGCGGAUCUAGUGCAAGAAACUGUGAUACAUGCGAAGGACCAGACACAAUACUCUGAAGAUAUUAGAAUCGGUGGUAUAGAGGGAGGUGGGACUCAUUCUACACUUGUAAUAAUCGAUGGAAAAGGUACGCGACUAACGGAAAUUGAAGGACCGCUAACUAAUCCUUGGGCAAUUGGCAUAGAUGAGACAGCUGCCAGACUUAGCGCGAUGAUCGAGAAGGGUAAACAAACAUUAAAUAUACCAGAAUCCGUCCCUUUAGAUUGCGUAGGGUUCAGUUUAAGUGGUUGUAAGGAGGAAUCUACUGAUCGUCAGCUCAAGGAAACUUUCCUACAAAAAUAUCCACACUCUGCUAAGGAUUGUGUAAUCACCUCGGAUGCUGUUGGUGCUCUCCGAACUGGCUUGGAAUCAGGCGGAAUUGUAUUAAUUAGUGGAACUGGUAGUAAUGGUAUGCUCAUCAAUCCCGAUGGAGAGAUUCUCGGAUGCGGAGGCUGGGGACAUAUGUUGGGCGAUGAGGGAGGUGCUUACUGGAUCGCCCACCGUGCCUGCAAAUAUGUAUAUGAUGAUAUCGAUGGUUUCACGGAGGCACCGGAAUCCAUAAACUAUCUAUGGUCGGCGAUCAGAAAAUAUUUCAACAUAAUCGAUAGACGCGGUAUAUUACCAUAUCUUUAUACGAAUUUCGACAAGAGCAUCAUCGCAGGUUUCACCAAAGAGAUUGCGAUCGGUUGCGAGAAGGACGAUCCAUUAUGCCUGAGGAUUUUUGAAGAAGCUGGAUGUGUAUUGGCAAAGCACGUUAAUGUUCUCUGGAAAAAGGCGCACAAUGAUCUUAAGUUGGCUCAUGGCGGAAUAAAAGUGAUCUGCGUCGGAUCUGUGUGGGAAUCAUGGAAAUUCAUGAAGAAUGGUUUCGUGAAUGAAAUUCAUAACAGACAUAUUGUGAACGAGUUGAGUCUAUUGCGGUUAACGACAACGUCGGCGUUAGGCGCGUGCUACCUGGCCGCGGAGAAAAUCAAUUGUUCAUUCGUCAAACCAUACGACAGCAACGUCGAAAUCUUCUUCCAUUAUAAGCGCGAUAAUUAUCCGGCGUGAAUAAUUAAACGUAAACGAUAGAAUUUAAAAAAUAAUAAUUUUU